Esox lucius (northern pike) is the source of this 3294-nucleotide messenger RNA. RefSeq names its product SS18 subunit of BAF chromatin remodeling complex (gene ss18). Gene Ontology annotation, molecular function: transcription coactivator activity. The transcript has 14 exons. Gene Ontology annotation, cellular component: nucleus. The record is from RefSeq and is a predicted model, not a curated record. Bases 115 to 1434 code for a protein of 439 amino acids. Lineage: Eukaryota; Metazoa; Chordata; Actinopteri; Esociformes; Esocidae. Gene Ontology annotation, biological process: positive regulation of transcription by RNA polymerase II.
ACAUUACAGAAUAGCAUCCUAUUCCAGCUAGCUAAGUUGUCUGGCUUGUGUUCUACAGAUUUGUUAGCUUUUUAGUUGAAUGUUUUAGUUUAUUUUGUUUUGUAGGAAAGCACCAUGUCGGUGGCGUUUGCACCUCACAGACAACGUGGGAAGGGUGAUAUAACACCAGCUGGAAUUCAAAAGUUAUUGGAUGAGAACAAUCAACUGAUUCAAUGUAUAAUGGACUUCCAGAGCAAAGGAAAGACAGCAGAAUGUUCACAGUACCAGCAAAUGCUCCAUAGAAAUUUGGUUUACCUGGCCACGAUAGCUGACUCCAAUCAGAACAUGCAGUCUCUGCUUCCUGCUAAGUGUGACUCCCCUACUCCCCCAGAGGUAAAGUUUGAACCACCCACUCAGAACAUGCCAAUGGGUCCUGGCGGGAUGAACCAGACCGGAGCUCCAGGCCCCCAGCCCCCCCAUGGACACACCAUGCCCUCUGAGGCCAUGGUCAGCGGUGGCCCUCCAGCCCCACACAUGCAGAACCAGAUGAACGGUCAGAUGCCCGGCCCUAAUCACAUGCCCAUGCAGGGCCCCGGGCCAGGCCCCAACCAACCUCCCAACAUGCCCGGCAGCGGCUCCAUGAACAUGCCCCCCAGCAGCCACGGUUCCAUGGGCGGCUACAACCAUGCCGUGCCCUCCUCCCAGGGCAUUCCAGCUCAGGGCCAGAUUAACAUGACCCAGGGGCAGGGACCCAUGGGCAACUAUGGCCCCCGGCCCAACAUGAACAUGCAGCCUAACCAAGGGCCCAUGAUGCACCAGCAGCCUCCCUCCCAGCAGUACAACAUGGCUCCUGGGGCUGCUGGGCAGCACUACCAGGGCCAGCAGAAUCCCAUGGGCAUGAUGGGUCAGGUCAACCAGGGCAACCACGUGAUGGGACAGAGGCCCAUGCCCCCUUACAGACCCCCACAACAAGGACCCCCUCAGCAGUACCCAGGGCAGGAAGACUACUAUGGGGACCAGUACAGUCACGCAGGACAGGGAGCCUCAGAAGGUGAUAGUGGUUACGGGUUGCUACAUCCACCGUAUCCUGAUCAAGGCUUUGAUUCCUCACCACAGUACUACCAAGGAGAGCGAGACCCAGCAGCCAACCAACAGUCCCCCUAUGAAAAAGAUCAUGGUAAUGCCCAGUAUGGCCAGCAGCAGGAGGCCUACCAGCAAGGCCCUCCCCAGCAGCAGGGCUACCCUCCACAGCAGCAGUACCCUGGACAGCAGGGCUACCCAGGGCAGCAACAGGGCUACGGUCCCUCCCAGGGAGCCCCAGGCCAAUACCCCCAGGGUUACCCCCAGGGCCAGGGACAGCAGUACGGGGCCUACAGGGGCCCCCAGCCCGGCCCCCCUCAGGCCCAGCAGCAGCGCCCAUACCCAGGCUACGACCAGGGACACAUGAGGAAAUAAAGGCCCAGGGAUUUGAACCCCUGACUAGCUCUGUAAGAAGCAAAGGGUCAGUAUGGAAAUUACCAGCAAUGAGAGAUGGUCAUGGCAGUCACUCAGUCACCAAGAGCACUGCUCUGACCUCUAAACUCUUGACCUCUGUACAACUGUAAUCUGGACUUUUAGAACGGCUGCCGCUCACACAUUCACACUCCUUGUGGUCCUUUACGUGAAGUGUCAUUUUUGUAAAUGUGGAUAAUGAGAAGGUUUUUGUCCACUUCCAUCACUCCCCUUCUGGUCUGAGUUUUAGUCUCAAAGCAGCAAUGCCUUAAAAUGAAACAGAGCUGCCUUAUCCAGAGCACUGCAGAUUUGUGAAACUGGCCAAAAAAUAACAAGUAACAUUCAUUUUUCUGGAUACCACAGAGGACAGAAAUGUACAGACCUGAAGUUCACACUCUCAUAGUGCAGUGUUUCUCAAUCCAGUAGACCCCCAUCCAUAAGAAGCAAUAAUGCCAGUGGGAUUGGGAGGGUUGGGGCGGAGGCCGUGCGAGAUGAAUCAGAAAGAAAUUCUGUCAGGCCGUGGUACAUGUCAAGGUCAACAUAUGUCAUGUAAAAAUGUAUUUUAUGCUUUUUAGAUGGAAAUAACUUUGUAUAAGAAUUUGGAGACUAGAAUUGUUGAAUAUUGUUUCUUUUUAGUAUUACGUCUCAACCAGAAAAAGGAAAAAAAAGUGUAGUGAGGAUAUUGUCUUCAUCGCCCUUUUGUUUAUUUGUUCCCCCUGAAUUAUCUUUGCUUCUUCAGUGACUUGUACAAAAAGUAUGUGCUUGGGGUUAAUAAAUCCGAUGCCUUGGUUUUAUGUAUAUAAGAAAGCCCUAUAAAAAAAAAAUACUGGGAACAUACCGAUCUUUAUUGAAGCACCAGUGCUGAACAUUGUUUUCAUUGUUGUAACAGAACGAUGACCUGUGAGUGGCUGUAUUCUGACUUGAGAUGUGUGUCUAAGAUAAGGGGCUGGACCCAUACUCAAAGUCUCAGAUUAGGAGGGCUGAAUUGGGAUUUGUUUUUCCUUUGAAAUGACAAUGUAAUACACGGAAAUUGAGCCUGGCCCUAGAUUAUCACUCCUAAUAUCAGACGCUUUAUGAAUGUCCUAGAAGUUGGAAGCAGCCUUGGCGCUUCAGUGUGUUCUGAUAUUGGCAGCAUAAGGGGUAUGUUCAGUUGGGGGAUAUUCCAAAUGUAGGCCUAAUAUAAAUUAGGCACAUCUCUGUUCCAUGUGAUCUUCCCGAUCGUCUUUUAAAUGUUAUUUGCAUCUUUAGUCAUUCUACUCAUGCUGAAUAUUCCCAUUAUCAGCAUGGGGGAGUGCUUUCAUCACCUACUGUCUAGUCAGGCUCACUCUUUUAUUCAGAAUAUUUGCCCUCACCUAGCUGGGUUCAGUAUGACGACUUUACAAAUGCAGGAAGCCAUUUUUCCCUGAAUAAACUUAAGUUGUUGUCAUUCAAAAAAUGGUAAUGUUGUGAGUUAUCCAAGAACUGAAAAAUGUGAGUUAUGUAUAGUUUAACAUCAUUGACUCAGUGUUGUCUUUUGAAGCUGUUAUGCCUUCAGGUUUCUUAUGACAACACAGGUAGUGACUGGUAGUGCUACUUCCUAAAACCUUGGGCUUCAUGUUAAUGUGUACUACUACGCGAACACGCAGGUUACAGAGAAGUACAUCAUUGGUUUCCAGUCAGCCUCAAAGAUGCUAACAUUGGUGUUCUGUAGUACGUAUGUUGUAAUGAAGGGUUUCAUUCUCAUUAAGCGCCCUGUAGGCAACAUGACUGGUUGUUACUGUGUCAUUGUGAUGUGAAACUGUACAGUAUGUCUGAGAAAUCGCAACAAUAAAUUGCUUGACUUUU